Messenger RNA from Belonocnema kinseyi, 741 nucleotides. RefSeq lists its product as uncharacterized. The transcript is spliced from 2 exons. The record is from RefSeq and is a predicted model, not a curated record. The coding region runs from base 93 to 512 and encodes 139 amino acids. NCBI's taxonomy places the organism in Eukaryota, Metazoa, Arthropoda, Insecta, Hymenoptera, Cynipidae.
GUUUUCAUCUAGAGUAAUAGAAGCCGUGACAUCUUCAAUUAUCUGCAAUUACGUUGCAAACAUAAAUAGAAUUAUCGGAAAAGACUUACUUCAUGGGAGAUUCACGCACCGUUUCGAUAACGAAGUGCGACGACCAAUCUUGCUAUCUUCCUUUCCGAAGCUCUCUUCUACUCACUCUUUCGGCUGGGUUCAUUCUGUCACCAUAUCCUAAGAUUCAUCUGCCUAGGUUCAGUAUACCUCCACCAAAAAAUGCUCUCAAACUGAGGCCACCUCUAAUGUUAACUCACCUAAAUAUUAGAUUGAAGCCAAUUGAUGACGGCUAUCAAAAGAUUUCCUAUGUCUGUUACUGUCUAUCAUUACAGAAAGAUCUCUUUGAACGCACUUGCAGUGUUUGCGGUUUAUAUUUAUCCACGAAUGAAAGUGCAGGAAAUCACACAAAAAUAAUGCCUAAGAAAGAAAGUCAUCGUUACCCUAAACUCAACACUCUAUUUGUCGUGACAAGAAACUAUUAGAAACUUAUGUGGAUUAUUGAACGAAAUCAUCCCAAGGCAACAACGGCCGAGUGGCGACAUGAAAAUGACGUAGAUGUUCCCUCAAAUUUAAUUGAAGAUUUUUAGGCUACUCUAUCCAUUUUGGUAAUCAAAAGUAUUCCAGAGUGACUCGCUUGACUUUGAAAACAAGAUGAUCUUUAAAAUUUAAAAGCAAUAAUAAUAUUAAUUAAAUAUCAAAAUUCAUAGCCAA